UAAACGUCAGAGAUAUAGAUUAACGACCGUGAUAUAAAAGGCCACUGGGAUUCCUAGCUACAAUCUCCUCAUCAUCAACAAAAUCUCUCUAAAUUACAAGCCAUACCAAGCAGAUCCUCUUUUAUAACUAAAUUUCUACCUCUCAACACAUUCAAAAUGAAGUUCUCCGUUGCUGCUUUUGCCUCCCUUCUCUCGGUCGUCAGCGCUGCUGCUGUCCCUUCCAACAACACUGCACUCCCCGCGGCCUUCACUCUGGUCGCUGAUGGCGGCAGAACCGCUCUGACUGAUGGCCAGUACGUCUACGUCGGCGGUGACGCUACAGACGGCAAGGAGAUCCUCAUCCUGCGCUCCGCCGCCAACGGCAUGGUCUCCUUCACCUCCAAGGACGGUGUCCCCACUGCCUUCCAGAACCUCUACAUCGUGGAGAAGGACGUGACCCCCGUCUCACUCACUAUCCCUCACUCUGGUGCUAUUCCCGAGAACGGCAACAUGAACGGCUUCGGGCAGAAUGCCCAGGGCUACUUCACCAACAAUGGUCGCCCCUGGUUCUCUGUUGAUGUUGGCGACGCUCCCUCCAAGCAGGUCUACUGGUACGGUGGCCACAAUGCUGAGUAUUACGGUCUCAACCUGUGGGUCAAGGAGUGCAAAGGCUGCUAAGUGCGGUCUGUCGCAUUGUAAAUAUCGAUUCCGUCCUACAUAUUCUUGUGGAUUUCGUUCACGGGGUGUUUUCUUUUGAUGUGGCUUUUUAAGGUCUGGAAACCUUUAAUCAGUUCUGCUUUGUACUCGAUACCCGGGACUUUGUAUAAAUAGUUAGCAUGUUACAAGUUCUGUUUUAUCAAAUUUACAGUUUUUAUUACUAUCA
This is a messenger RNA of Aspergillus caelatus, 862 nucleotides long. RefSeq lists its product as uncharacterized. Lineage: Eukaryota; Fungi; Ascomycota; Eurotiomycetes; Eurotiales; Aspergillaceae. The transcript has 2 exons. Bases 157 to 657 code for a protein of 166 amino acids. The record is from RefSeq and is a predicted model, not a curated record.